CUAAUGUUCAACACAGAGACAAUAAACAGGAUGUCAAACAGUUUUUACUUUCACUUUUGAACUCCUCUGGUUGUGACGCAGCUUUUAUCUGAUUACAACAAGGAACAAAGCAGUGAGGAUCAUUACAAAGAUUUGAUAAACCAGCUGAAAAUGGGGAAGAAGUUCCAGUUGCUGAUCAGAAAACUGUGUAAUGUGAAAGCUGGUCUACAAGCAUCCAAAAGCAGCUCUAAAUAUGAGUCAUGUAACAUGGAAGCUGAUCAAAAAGGCCCCAAAGGGCUCAUCAGCAGCAGUUAUGGAUCAGUGCCUUAUGACGUGGAAGCUCUUCGAACAUGGAGACUGCCCAGGAGCAGCGUUGAAAGUCCGCGACCUGACGUGGAAGCUCUUCAAGCAUGCAGACUGACCAGGAGCAUCAUUGAAAGUCUGCGACUUGACGUGGAAGCUGAUCAAAAACCCACAGAGCUCAUCAGCAGCAGUUAUGGAUCAGUGCCUUAUGACGUGGAAGCUGAUCCAGAACGCAGACUGACCAGGAGCAUCAUUGAAAGUCUGCGACCUGACGGGGGAGCUCAUCUACCACGCACACUGCCCAGGAGCAGCUCUGAACCUCUGCUGCCUAACAUGGAAGCUGAUCAAAAUGGCCCCAAAGGGCUCAUCAGCAGCAGUUAUGGAUCAGUGCCUUAUGACGUGGAAGCUCUUCGAACAUGGAGACUGCUCAGGAGCAGCGUUGAAAGUCCGCGACCUGACGUGGAAGCUCUUCGAGCAUGCAGACUGACCACGAGAAGUCUUGAACGUCUGCGACCUAACAUGGAAGCUGAUCCAGAACCCACAGGGAGCACCAGCAGUUAUGAAUUACCGCUACAUUACAGUCUCAGGGAUACCAGGAAGUUCUCAAGCAGCAGAGACCAAUCCCUUGAUUUUUAAGCCUGAUACAUGAAGGACCCAGCAGCUGAGGCUGCAUCUACAUCUACAGUCAACAGCAACCCACAAAAUACACUACUACAACUGAUGCUUCGCCAAAUGUUGUAAUCCAGGCUGAAACUGGAUUGUGACACUUUACCUGCUGUUAAUCUUUUUUUUUUUAUUAUUAAUUUUACAGUUUUUUUCAGUCGCUAACAAGCGUUUGUCCAACCAGUUGUCACAUUUUCAAAACUCUAAACACAGUUAGCACAGCAUCGGUCUUUUGUGGCCAUACCAUUCACACAUUUCAUGUCGUUUUCACACAAUAUGCAGUCAGUGAACACAUUUCCACAAUGCUUACAUUUUCUUAACAGACAAGCUAUACCUCCCAACAAAAUUAUGGAUUGUUUUUGUAUUAUUUACGAAUGUUGACACACAACAUCCCACAAUAGCAAAAACAAUAUUCCAAACCUUAGAUACAGUAUAAAAACCUCUGCUUCUGCAAUGAUAUCAGUUCAAAAACAAUAUAUCUCAGCUGAUAAUAAACAAACAAUUGAAUAAUUGACACACAGCUGAUUUAUGUUGGGUAAAUUGGGCCAACCACAGCUGAUUCCAGUCCGGCUUAGACUCAGUGGCAGGGGUUAUUUUUUUUUCUAUUACAUUGACACUUAUACAGUAAAAGGAGGACUUUGAGGAGUGAUGUUUUUGGAAACAGAAACAGAAAAAGACAAACACUGUAAAUUUUGGAUGAGGAAGAGUAA
Messenger RNA from Seriola dumerili (greater amberjack), 1655 nucleotides. RefSeq lists its product as uncharacterized. Bases 151 to 918 code for a protein of 255 amino acids. The transcript has 14 exons. Lineage: Eukaryota; Metazoa; Chordata; Actinopteri; Carangiformes; Carangidae. The record is from RefSeq and is a predicted model, not a curated record.